GUCGAGGUUCAGUAUACUAUGUCGCCAUUCAUGAAAAGUCGCCUCGUGCAAGGUUGUUGCCGCAUCUUACAUCUCGUGAUGGAACUUCCAUCAAGCUCGCGUACGACCGUCACAGCAACCGGAGCGACCCAGGAAGAAAAUCCAGAAAGUCGCGACGUUCCCUUUCCUUUCCUGGAGCUUCCACCCGAGUUGUGCCUGCGUAUUGUGAAGCAUCUGGCAAGACUUAUCGCUUUGUCGUACUACAGUGCGCAGUUAGAAAAAAACGGCUUUUGGGAAAACGCUCUUGUUUUUGCAAGCCAGGAUCCAAAGAGAUCCUGCUACGGUGACCUUCGGCUUUUGUGUAAAGCAGUCAAUGAUCUAAUAGAAAAGAAUAGAGGCACCCUUGGAGGAUUACGAGCGAAAAGGUUGAUCAUUGGGCAGCAUAGUUCAUUUGAUCGUUGUCCCAGACGUAUUGUAGUACCAGAACCUGGCAAACUUCCAGACUGCUUAGACUCUUGUGCACUUGGUUAUGUGGAACAGAUGUUCUUCUAUAUGGUCAAAAUUGAAACCAUUGCACUUGGGCACAUAGUUAGUAAGCUGCGAAAGAAUCGCAUAAAUGUUACCGCAAUGAUUUUCUAUGGCGUGGAGUUCGCUUGUGAAGCUACUUCGCUGGCUGACCUCUUCAGUGUUUCGGUCACUAAAUGUGUGGUUAUGAUCGAAUGUCAACUCUCUACUGAACUGAAGAAUUCCUUGAAGGAUUCUCUCGUGCAGCAGCUUCGGGUUGUUUUUUUUGGGUGA
Molecule: messenger RNA, 777 nt
Organism: Cylicocyclus nassatus
Lineage: Eukaryota; Metazoa; Nematoda; Chromadorea; Rhabditida; Strongylidae
Source: the annotation of a GenBank genome assembly